UAUAAUCAUUCCAACCACCAUCUGUCAUCCCAAUUUCCCACGCUCAUCUUCAAUUCCUUGUCUUCUGGAAUUUCUUCCCCGAUACUCCUUUUUCUUCUUCAAUAUGGAGUGCAGGCCUUUGGAUAUCGUAAUCGAGUCCGCAAAGGACUUGAAGGACGUCAAUCUUUUCUCCAAGAUGGAUGUCUACGCCGUCGUUAAGAUCGAAGGCGUCUACAACCUCAAAUCAUCCACCCAAAAGACGCCCACCGACAAAGACUGUGGCACCAGCCCCAAAUGGAACUUCCCCGUCAAGUUCACCAUCGACGACGCCGCUGCUAAUCAGAACCGCCUUACCCUCGUCAUCAAGAUCAAGUCCGACAGGAGCUUGGGUGACAGAGAGAUCGGCGAAGUCCAUGUGCCUAUCAAGGAGCUUUUGGACGGUUUUGGCGAUGCCAAGGAAGCGAAACACGCUACUUAUAGCGUCAGGACCCCGUCUAGGAAGACGAAGGGAACUCUGGAUAUCUCCUACAAGUUCGGUGAAAAGUUCACCGCGCCUGAGAUUAAAAGCAGGCAGGCAGAGCCGGUUAUGGCGUACCCUGCGGGCUAUGCCGCUGGAUCUAGUGGCGCUGCCGCGUAUCCGCCACAGGGAGCAUACCCACAGCCCAUGUAUGCGCACCCACAGGCUGCGCCGGGAUAUGCUGGGUACCCACCUGGGGGAUACCCGCCGUAUCCACAGUACCCUCCGCCUGGCGGGUAUCCACCUCAGCCGGCUUACGGGUACGGUGGAUACGGGGCGCCGGUGCAGCAGCCACAUAAACCAAAGAAGAAUGGGAUGGGAGGGAUGGGGUUGGGGCUUGGAGCAGGAUUGCUGGGUGGGUUGCUAGUUGGAGACAUGAUCUCGGAUGCUGCUUCCUAUGAUGCGGGAUAUGAUGGUGGUUUUGGUGAUGGGUUUGAUUUUUAAUUGUUAUUAAUUUGUCUUGACACUUGUUUUUAAUUGUCUUCAAUUCGUUUUAGAUUAGAGCGAUUUCUGGGUACGUAAAUGGAAGUAUGAGGAUGUAAUAUCAUAUUUAAAAAAUUCUAC
Molecule: messenger RNA, 1060 nt
Organism: Juglans microcarpa x Juglans regia
Lineage: Eukaryota; Viridiplantae; Streptophyta; Magnoliopsida; Fagales; Juglandaceae
Product: protein SRC2-like
Exons: 1
Coding region: 104-940 (278 amino acids)
Biological process (GO): defense response
Source: RefSeq, a predicted model, not a curated record